UCUGGUGUGGAGAGUCAGACUAUUAGCGGAGUGUCACAGCUGCAUUUCAGCUCUAACAGAGAGCCGAGCGAAGGAACUGCUGGAUUAUUACUGCCUCUGCAGGAACUGAGGAACUCUCCAGAGAACAGCCAAACAGCCUAACAGCUCAAAAAGCUUCACAGAAAUCCAACAAAAUGAACCUGAUCAUCCUUUCCCUCUUCUGCUGCUGCCUGCUGAUCACUAUCACCCCCAGUGUGAACAGUGCAAAAUUCAACCUCAGCCAAGUUUUGAAAAGAAGUGUCUGGCUCCAGAGAACGAAAAGGGAUCUGAGUAGCCUGUCUGCUCUGAGGGAAACACAGUCUGGACCUCAGUUUGUCAGACCAGAAGAUGUCAAAGAUUCCCUGCUUCCACAUUCCAGUGCCAGCCACACUGGCAUGAGGACGAAGCGCUCCAAGAGCUCAGUUAUCAACCAGUCCAAGAGGUCCGGCUGCGCCCUGGGCACCUGCACCAUGCACGAUCUGGCACACCGCCUGCAACAGCUCAACAACAAGCUCAAGGUCGCACCCAUCGAGAAGAUCGGCGCACUGGGCUACGGGCGGAGACGCAGGUCCGUCCCGGAGAGAAGGAUGACCCUGGAGAAAGGGGAGCAAGCUGGGGGUCGACUGCGGCCUGUGUGGAGACUACACAAGCUGGAGGCGCUGCUCCGGCGGACCUGAGCUGCGAGGGCAUCCGCGGAACGGGACAGAGGCGGAGGAAGCCCCCCUCACUGGGCUUUACAGGCCAACUCAGAAAUUCUACGCAUGCCUCAGACUCCUGCCAAGAGUUUCUCUGGCGCGUACUUAUCCCGAGCUGAGCGGCUGAGAGGGAAAAAGUCGGGCCUGCCCUGCGCAUGGCCAAAGCUCAAGCUCAAGCAAAAACAACAGCUGUUCCAUUAAGCACUGUGAAAGAAAGAGAGAGAGAGAGACAGACACAAAGAGAAAGAAAGACAGAGAGAGAGAGAUCAAGAGAGGAAGUGGGAGAAUUAAGCUGUGGUCAAGCACUGGAGCCGUGGCGGAGCACUGGGUGUGAGUUCAAAGAUCAACGGCACUGAUCCCCAGCACCAUGGACUGACCACACAGGCACUGAGAACCAACAGUCAAGUCCUCGUCCUCUGGGAAAGAAUACUUCAAUGCCCUCUCGCUGCUCCUCAAAUGGACUAUUUGGCGGGAUGGACUAUUAUGUUUAUGGGACUCUCUCUCACAAGAUAACACCUCUGGACUUAAAGCCAUCUAAGCAAGAAAAACAUCAUCUGAGCAAGAUAUAUAAACGAGAUAUACAAGAUGAUGCGAUGACUCUGAGGAGAUGGACUUUAAGUAUUUUAAGGCAACAAAGCUGUUUUUUUUUCUCUGUUGUCUCAAACCACCAACCUUUUCGGACACUGUAUGAGGGAUGAAUACCUUAUAGGUUAUAGGAAAGAAUGCCAUAAUUCCUUAAGUCCUUAAGGAUUGUACACUACUUGAACCUUAUUAUUGUUUUAUAUAGAGAUACGUGCAAUCUAUAUGUAAUGUUGUUUUGUUUUUUUAUAUAAAUAUAUAUAUAUUUUUGCCAGUAUAUGUAUAUACAUGCCAAAAAUUGAUAUUGUUAGAUAUUGUUAUUUAAUAGUUUUUAUAUUACUUUUUACUACUUUAAAAAGAGAGCUAUUUUUGUACAGGAUUAAAGAAGUUUAAAGGGCAUUGUAUGUUGUUGUAUGUUUAUUAUUCAUGUCUUAUUGUCUCAAGCUGUGGUUAUAGAAUAAUAUUGUGUUUUGUAAUAAUAUAUUUGUAAAUGUGAUUUAUUUUGCCAUGUCAGAGUAACGUUGAAAUUCCAAUAAACCCUGUUUUGCAUAAAUCAAA
Messenger RNA from Astyanax mexicanus (Mexican tetra), 1850 nucleotides. It is a transcript of the gene adma, whose product is annotated as adrenomedullin a. The transcript has 4 exons. Lineage: Eukaryota; Metazoa; Chordata; Actinopteri; Characiformes; Acestrorhamphidae. Gene Ontology annotation, biological process: adrenomedullin receptor signaling pathway; adenylate cyclase-activating G protein-coupled receptor signaling pathway; regulation of systemic arterial blood pressure. Gene Ontology annotation, cellular component: extracellular region. Bases 174 to 695 code for a protein of 173 amino acids. Gene Ontology annotation, molecular function: adrenomedullin receptor binding; hormone activity. The record is from RefSeq and is a predicted model, not a curated record.